This is a messenger RNA of Prunus dulcis (almond), 731 nucleotides long. RefSeq names its product cytochrome c-type biogenesis CcmH-like mitochondrial protein. The coding region runs from base 91 to 570 and encodes 159 amino acids. The record is from RefSeq and is a predicted model, not a curated record. Lineage: Eukaryota; Viridiplantae; Streptophyta; Magnoliopsida; Rosales; Rosaceae. The transcript has 4 exons.
UGGAAACACGUUUUUGGGAAGCCUUCCAAGUAUACUGAGUGCUAUAGCAUCUCAGCCUUAGGUUUGAGAUCUUGAGGCCGAUAUAGAACAAUGGGAAGCGAAGAGGACCCGGUGAAGAAGACUCAGGUGGUGAAUGCCCGGGCUCAAAACAUUAGUCACAAUGUUCGGUGCACUGAGUGUGGAAGCCAGUCCAUUGAAGAUUCACAAGCAGAUAUUGCCAUCUUGCUUAGAAAGUUAAUUCGUGAUGAGAUUCAUGCUGGGAAGAGUGACAAAGAGAUUUAUAAGAAGCUUGAAGAGGAUUUUGGGGAGACGGUACUUUAUGCCCCAAAGUUUGAUAUGCAGACUGCAGCCUUGUGGCUAUCACCGCUUCUGGUUGCUGGUGCUGCUGCAGGAAUUUGGGCUUAUAAAAAGCACAGGCAAAAGACUAAUGUCCACAUCAUGGCGCUGAACCUUGUUAGAGGUGUUCCAUUAACCCCAAAUGAGAAGCAAACCAUGUUAGACCUCCUCACACCGCCGCCUUCACGAGGAAAUAUUCCUUCCUCGUGGUGGAGGAGGUGGAGAGAACAAUGAUGUGCCUUCAGGCCUUCUUUUCAAUCUUUUGCUUUGAACUAUAGGGUUGAAACUAUGGAACUAUGGCUGAAUAGCAGUCUCCGGAGAUGUAAAUCAACUUGUUAAUUGGUCUAUUUUAUAAGUAAACUCAUUCAUGAUAAAGAAUUCAGACUUUUGUCGUA